Molecule: messenger RNA, 159 nt
Organism: Scutellospora calospora
Lineage: Eukaryota; Fungi; Glomeromycota; Glomeromycetes; Diversisporales; Gigasporaceae
Source: the annotation of a GenBank genome assembly
AUGAUUGCUCAUAGUGUUGUCAAAGAGCUAGGACUAAAAAUUGAACAUGCCUCUACUAGUCUUAUUGUAUCUGCUAUUAGAACCUCUAUACAACUACGUGGAAUUCUUAGAGACCUUCCUAUAGAGAUUGAAGAUGCUUGCAUACCCAUUACAGUUAAA